Penicillium diatomitis is the source of this 999-nucleotide messenger RNA. RefSeq names its product SDR family oxidoreductase. The record is from RefSeq and is a predicted model, not a curated record. Lineage: Eukaryota; Fungi; Ascomycota; Eurotiomycetes; Eurotiales; Aspergillaceae. Gene Ontology annotation, molecular function: oxidoreductase activity, acting on the CH-OH group of donors, NAD or NADP as acceptor. The coding region runs from base 1 to 999 and encodes 332 amino acids. The transcript has a single exon.
AUGGCGGGAAUACUCAAUCUCCUCCAAGAGUAUACUCACACGGCGCUCAUGCACGUUCCUGAGCCUGCACAAGCAUACUUGCGUCACCCACUGGCCCAAAAGACACUGGGUAUCCUCCUCGCCUUUGGCCUAGUUCGCAGCCUCAACAAGUCUCUCUCCCAAUGGACACUCAACAACUGGACGCAAAGUCCUCCAUGGGACUCGCAACGAGAACUCAUCCUCCUCACUGGAGGCUGCAGCGGUAUCGGCAAACAAGUGAUGCAAAACCUGGCCCAAAAGGGCAUCCGUGUAAUCAUUCUCGACAUCAACGAGCCCACCUUCCCUCUCCCCGCCACAGUGAGCUUCUACAAAGCAGAUAUCACCUCGUCCGCCAACAUCGCCGAGAUCGCAAAGACCAUCCGUGAAAAACACGGCGACCCAACCGUCCUCGUCAACAACGCUGGCGUAGGCCACGACGGCACCAUCCUCGAAGAACCCGAAUCCAAGAUCAGGCAAACCUUCGAAGUCAACACCAUCUCCCACUUCCUCAUGGUAAAGGAGUUUCUGCCUGCCAUGAUCCACGCAAAUCACGGCCACGUGGUGACCAUCGCCUCCAUGGCCUCAUUUGUUGCCCUGGGCGAAAUGGCUGACUACUGCUGUUCCAAAGCCAGUGCGCUGGCUUUCCAUGAGUCGUUGAGACAGGAGCUCAAGUCCUGGUACAAUGCGCCGGGGGUGCGCACUUCCGUGGUACAUCCCAUGUGGGUGCGGACGCCGAUGAUCAAGAUGUUGACGGAUCACGAAUCGCAUUUCCGGCAGCCGAUCAUGACGGUGGAGUUUGUGGCGGACGCGAUUACGAAGCAGAUCUUGUCGCAGAACAGUGGGCAGGUGAUUCUGCCGCGGAGCCAGUCGGUGGCUAGUGCUGUGCGGGCGAUGCCCACGUGGAUGCAGGAGGGCGUGCGAUCACUUGCAUCGGGUUCAUUGCGGGCUAUGCGUGAAGUACAGCAGAAGGAGGCGUUGUGA